GCUCUUUUCAGUCUUUCAUCCACCUGGCUCGUCGUGAAGCCAUGCCCACUCCCUCACAGGGGAAAAGCACGGGUCCAGCAACGCGCAACCGCUGACGCGACAAUGGCAGGUACCGACUAACGUCGAGAAGAGAGAAGAAAAAUCCCGUAACCACCACAGUCGCGUGUCCACCUCGACGAAGUCACGCACUGAAACGCAAGACCACACGCGCGCAAAAGGGAGAGCGGUUUACGCGCGGCAGAUGCGUCCCUAUCCCCGUUGAGAUGAUGGCUCUGUGGGCGCUCUUCUGCAUCCUCGCCAUUGUGAAAAACAGUCAUGGAGCAGAUACAGAAGAGAGACUGGUCGAACAUCUUCUUAAUCCGGCACACUACAAUAAACUGAUCAGACCGGCAACCAAUGGCUCAGAAUUGGUGACAGUGCACCUCAUGGUCUCAUUGGCCCAGCUCAUCAGUGUGCACGAGAGAGAGCAGAUCAUGACCACUAACGUCUGGCUUACACAGGAGUGGCAGGACUACAGGCUUACAUGGAACCCAGAUGAGUUCGAUGGCAUGAAGAAGGUCCGUCUUCCUUCCAAACAUAUUUGGUUACCUGAUGUUGUCCUUUACAACAACGCCGAUGGGAUGUACGAGGUCUCUUUCUAUUCCAACGCUGUCGUCUCCUAUGAUGGAAGUGUCUUCUGGUUGCCACCUGCCAUCUAUAAGAGUGCCUGUAAAAUUGAGGUGAAGCACUUCCCAUUCGACCAACAAAACUGCACGCUAAGCUUCCGCUCGUGGACAUACGACCGUACGGAAGUGGACCUGGUUCUCCGUGCUGAUGUGGCUAGCAUGGACGAUUUCACACCCAGCGGAGAAUGGGACAUCAUAGCCCUUCCGGGCCGUCGGAACGAGAACCCCUCUGACCCCACCUAUGUAGAUAUAACAUACGACUUCCUCAUCCGACGCAAACCCCUAUUCUACACCAUCAACCUCAUCAUUCCUUGCGUGCUAAUCACUUCGCUGGCCAUUUUGGUGUUCUACCUGCCGUCGGACUGUGGGGAGAAGAUGACUCUUUGUAUUUCCGUGCUCCUGGCUCUCACUGUGUUCCUACUUCUUAUAUCCAAAAUCGUGCCGCCUACAUCCCUGGACGUCCCUUUGGUUGGGAAGUACCUGAUGUUCACUAUGGUGCUCGUGACUUUUUCUAUAGUGACGAGCGUGUGCGUGUUGAAUGUGCAUCACCGGUCGCCCACCACACACACCAUGCCGCCGUGGGUGAAGCUUGUGUUCCUCAACAAGCUCCCCGCUUUGCUCUUCAUGCGGCAACCGUGCAACAGCAGCGAGCGGCAACGCCUGCGCCAGCGCCGCCAUGCCAAUGAACAGCAGGAAGGAGGCCGAGGGGGUUUGGCUGCAGGGCUUAUGGCGGGGUUGGGAUUAGCUGGCUCUUCGUCAAACAGUAAAGAAAACAAUGAGGCAUGCACUUGCUACGUGAACCGAGCCUCAGUGAAACAGUUUGGGGCUGAGUUGGGUGGAGGGGGAAGUGGGGGGUCGACGGAUGGACUAAACGGGUUGAGGGAAGGGGGCAGAGAGGCCAGGGAAGGAGGUUCCAAUCCAUUGCAGAGCUCUGCUGUGCCUCGAGGGAAACAGCAGCCACCUACUGUCCUCACACAGGCCCUGCUGGCCCAGGCCUGCCCAGGGUUCGAGGAUGCUGUGGAUGGAGUCCGCUUCAUUGCAAACCACAUGAAGAGUGAGGAUGAUGACCGUAGUGUGAGCGAGGACUGGAAGUACGUCGCUAUGGUGAUUGAUCGGCUGUUCCUUUGGAUCUUCGUGUUUGUGUGUGUCUUUGGCACGGUCGGAAUGUUCCUUCAACCUCUGUUCCAAAACUACACAGUUAAAACUAUCACCCACACACCUGGCUGAGUAUUCACCAACAGACGCUACCCACCAUCAGCUGCAACAGGAGGGCGAAGGGAAAAUGGGUGGUCUGCCCAAGAGGAGGGGAACUGUAACAUGUCAACGUGUCACUCUGGACUAAUAUUAGGUUUAUACCAACCUCGUUUGGAAUAUAACACAAACACACAGUGGGGAUUUGGUCCAGUAUUCUCAUGCAGGACAUCCAGUCCACCAUCCCCUCCUUUUAGGUAAAAGCCACGCAAACCAAUGGGAGAGGGAGGAGACACUGUGUACUCUGCUCUGCAGCCAAUCACCACUCUGCUAUUUGAAAGCCAUGCACCGGCCACAAACUCCACAAUGAGUUUUCUGCUUCCUCAAGUUACACGUGACUUCCGUUUGUGACCUGCUCACGCAAGAAAACAAUGCAUUUAAAUACCUGUUCUUUAGCAUUUCUUUCAUAUUUUAGUUUUUUGUUUUAAUACAUUUCAUAUUUUCAUGCAGUACUGUAUUAUUAAUAUAAUAAACCAAUGCAUUGUAUUAAUACAACACACAGCAUUAAGAAAGAGGAUCCAGGAUAAGAGCAAAAGAUUGAGCUUGUGGGCCAGGUUAAAUAUGGCAGGUGUCUGAGGGGUUUUGAUUUAUAAUCAGAUGGGAGUCUCUGUUGGAGACAUUUCAGAGGUCCCCGAGCGGAAAGGCAGAAUGGCUCAUACAUACACAGCUGAGUCUAAAAGCAUCUCAGAAAUCCUCCAGGCAAAAAGGGAGAAACUAAAAGACCAAACAGACAUGAAAGGUUAUGUUUAAAUUCUUCAACUGUUUGUGUGUCCAGUUUCUCAGAUUUAAGAAACAAAUUGAAUCCGAGCAGUAUUGCAAUGAUGUUAAGCCUCCUAUAAAAUGUAAUCUUCCCUUCUCCGUUUCAUGCCCUUCUCUCCUAUUAUCGCCUGCUUCUUUUUAGACUCUCCUCUUCCCAUCAUCCCUCUCUCAUUGCUGUAAUUGAAGCUCUUUGUACACUGCAACAGGCCUAUGCUGUGUGCAGUUGUGUGUGCAUUGUCACAUGUAAUUGUGAGUAGGGAUGGGUAUCGUUUGAAUUUUAUCGAUUUCCAUUCCAAUUCUGCAUAUUGGUUCCGAUUCUUAUCGAGACCCAGUUUCAAUUCCAAAGUUGAAAACAUUUAGAUAACAACCUGUAUGGUCAUUUAGUUGCUUAUUUACAGGUUUGCAAAAAUGAGCACCAUUUUGUAUAUAUAUACACAUAGCAACUAUGUUUGGUCUGAUUUAUUAUAAUUUGUAUUACCAUAGCAUAACUACAUCAUGGUUAAACUGGAGUUUAUAUAAUGAAACGAUGGUAAAUUAACACAUGCACAUUUCUGAAAAUAGGCACACAGAAAAUGAUAAGACCAAUUAAAAUUUCAAGUAUCUGAUUUCAAUUCCGAUCCGAUUCCUUGCCUUUCGAUUCCGAUUCCCAAUCGAUUUCGAUUACCAACCCUAAUUGUGAGUGCAUACGAGUGUACCAGAACUGUAUUCCAGAAUAUAGGCCAAGUUCAAGAGGACGAUGUACUUCACCAAACCACAUCUAUUUCAAACUUAAAGGGAUAGUUCAUCCAAAAAUGAUUUUAUCAUUUAUUCACUGUCAUGUUAUUCCAAACCUUUAUGACUUUCUUCUCACAGCGAAAAUAUUUUAAAUAACGUUGGUAUGCAAACGUAAUUGCCCCCAAUUAACUUGUAUGCACACAAAACUCAAAGAGCAAUGUGGGAUUUGUAGGAGGAUCUAUUGACAGAAAUGCAAUAUAAUAUACUAAACAAUUUCUUCAGAGGUGUAUAAUGACCUUACGUAAUGAACCGUCUUGUUUGUAUUACUUUAGCUUAGAAGAAGCUACUUUUAUCUAUCUGCAUACAGAGCGGGCCUACAUACAUUGAAUUCGCCAUGUUGCGCUGCCAUGUUUUGUACACUUAUCCUAAACGGAAAAACAGAUCUACAAAGCGUGUUUCCUCUCCCUCUACCCUUACUUAUGUAGUUCGAUUGUCCCUGACUUUACAAAGGGGGGAAACAUCUACUAACUUACUCCUAACUGCUAUCUUACAUUUACAUUUAGGCAUUUGGCAGACGCUUUUAUCCAAAGCGACUUACAUUGCUUUAUCCUAUACAUUUUACAUAGGUAUUUGCAAUCCCCUGGGAUCGAACCCACGUUGUUAACGCAAUGCUCUUACCACUGAGCUACAAGAAAUCUUGCUGUCAGAUCAAAUGCGUUUUACAGCCUUGCUAUUUACUUUUAGCUAGCUAUGCCCUCAAACGUGCCGUGCAAUGCAAGCAUGAAAUGCUUAGCUUUAUCAUAGCUUAGACCACGCAAAUAAUAAUGCAAAUGAAUAAAAUAAGUGCCCUGCGAUGGGUUGGCACUCCAUCCAGGGUGUAUCCUGCCUUGAUGCCCGAUGACUCCUGAGAUAGGCGCAGGCUCCCCGUGACCCGAGGUAGUUCGGAUAAGCGGUAGAAAAUGGAAUGGAAUGGAAUAAAAUAAAAUAAGCAAAGACAUCAGGAGUAUUCAAGCAGCAAACUGGUUUCAGAUAGUCAAUGACGCAAAUAUUUUCAUUAACAAAAACAACAUAACAGAAAAACCAUUGUUACGCAUACUGAUCUGAAUCAUAGCAACCUCCUCGGGGGUGAUCUUUAGACAAUCUUUCUGUCAAACGUCUCUCUGCUGGAAAGUAUCCCCAUAGAUAUCUGAGAUCUCUUCUAAAAGCCUUAGUAACGUUACCACGGGUCCUAACACGUCUCUGCUGGAAUGUCUUUAUAAUAUUAACGCAGGUCCUAGCUCCUGCCUGACUUUUAUCCUUCUUUUUAUACUUAAAACCCAUAGACCCUUUAUUUAAUGUAAUAAAUAAGACAUCGCUCUUUAUAAAGUAUUUCUAAUGCCCGCAUGAUCUCUUCCCUGCGUCAACAUGAGAAAACGCGUGCUGUCUCAGCUGAAGACAUCUUUUUGUACUGUGUUGGCAACCGUCGGGUUUCGAAAGGUAGGGCUCAUUUGCCAAUUGGUUGCAAUUCUCAAACUCACCGCUAGUGGCCGCUAUAAAUCCCACUACAGACCUUUAAGACAAAAAAAAAACUCAAGUCAUACAGGUUUUAAAGGCGGGAUGUCCGAUUUCUCAUAGCCGUUGUUAAUGUUCAUAUCACCAAAGCAGACACACCCCAUCUUUCGCUUUCGUCAGCGCUUGGCUCGACUAAUCCCAUUCUGUGCACUGUGCAUCUUACUGCUGUUGGCUACAAGGUUGUUUUGGUACUCAGCCCGACUUUGUCUAAACAAGAGUCAUUCGGAAAUCGGACACCCCGCCUUUAAACUACAUGAGAGGGAAAGACAGCCGCUAUAAAUCCCACUCUAGACCUUGUAUUUGUAUCUCCAAAAUCUUUCACACUUUCUAUUUACUGUUUUUUUCUGCCACUUCUUCUGAGCCUCUACUGAAUUACUGCAUAUAAAAAAACUGUACAUGAAAGAAAGGACUUUCUAUUUUUUAACACAGAUUUUGUCGAUCGCUUAUGUCAUUCUUUUGGAAUUAUAAAACGAAGGUCAAAAAUGGUACAGUAAAUCUGCACAGUCAUUUAUCUGCUGAUAUUUCAUAACAUGAUAACAAAGUGAAGCAAUAAAAUUGCCAUCAACAUCA
This is a messenger RNA of Triplophysa dalaica, 5510 nucleotides long. RefSeq names its product cholinergic receptor, nicotinic, beta 2 (gene chrnb2). The coding region runs from base 264 to 1892 and encodes 542 amino acids. Lineage: Eukaryota; Metazoa; Chordata; Actinopteri; Cypriniformes; Nemacheilidae. Gene Ontology annotation, cellular component: neuron projection; synapse; postsynaptic membrane. The record is from RefSeq and is a predicted model, not a curated record. Gene Ontology annotation, biological process: regulation of membrane potential; monoatomic ion transmembrane transport; nervous system process. The transcript is spliced from 6 exons. Gene Ontology annotation, molecular function: acetylcholine-gated monoatomic cation-selective channel activity; transmembrane signaling receptor activity.